This is a messenger RNA of Sycon ciliatum, 3493 nucleotides long. RefSeq names its product endothelin-converting enzyme homolog. Gene Ontology annotation, molecular function: metalloendopeptidase activity. The coding region runs from base 301 to 2694 and encodes 797 amino acids. Gene Ontology annotation, cellular component: plasma membrane. NCBI's taxonomy places the organism in Eukaryota, Metazoa, Porifera, Calcarea, Leucosolenida, Sycettidae. The transcript has 21 exons. The record is from RefSeq and is a predicted model, not a curated record. Gene Ontology annotation, biological process: proteolysis.
GGAAACGACAAGACACUGCUCGUACUGACGGUUGCUGUUUACCAGCUGUGCGGGCGCUUGUGUGAACGCUCGACUCUGGUGCGAAUUGUUGUUCGAAUCGUAGUCCGGAACGUGGCGGAGAGAUUGAACUCUACCGUCGCUUCAUCUUUAGAUGGUCGAGGAUCAGAGGAUAACUCGGUACAGGUAGUUGCCUCAUGCUCAGCAUCAGAUUUUUAUUUUUAAAUGCCGAUACAGGCGUGGGCCCAGCACUGCCACUACUAGGCCACUAGCACUGCUGCUAAGACAAGCUAACGGUCGGGAAUGGCGGUGGCGGGCAAGGCACAGUACUACCGCCUGGUCAACCAGGAGACAGAUAGUGAUGGAGAAGCAGUACAGGAAAAGGCAAAGGUUGUUACACCAACCUCACCAAAGGCCAAGGGUGCAUCACCACUUGGACAGAAGCAACGUCGCCAACGGACCAACCACCCGAGUCUGCGCUAUGGCUGGUCACCUCGUGCUUCCAUCUUCUUCUGUAUGCUGAUAGCUGCUCUGGUGUUGUUGGCAAUCCUGGUUAUUGUCGCCCUCAGGCCUAGCUUGAACAACAACGGAGCAGGAACAACUGCACCUCCACCAGCAGUGUGCAGUUCUUCAGCAUGCGUUCAGUUGUCUGGAGCUGUAGCAUCAAUGGCAAAUUUCAGUGCCGAUCCGUGCGACAACUUAUGGCAAUAUGCCUGUGGUCGACUGCUGGACAAAUUGGUACUACAUGACUAUGUCGCUCGCUGGUCUUGGUACGAUCAACUGGAGAAGAGAACCUACGAACGAGUUCAACAGAUCUUCCGAAAAAUGAAGGCCUCCAGCACAGACUCGGUACUGGAACCAUCUACUGCAGCAAAAAAGGCAGCAAGACUGUACGAAACUUGCACGAACACAAAUGCUGCCGAUAAACUCGGUGUAGCACCACUAAAGCAGUUUGUCAGUAUGAUUGGAGGUUGGAACGCAAGCGGAUGGUCCGAUCUCAAAUCUGAUCUAACAAAGGCCUUGGCAUUGACACUGGAUGUGUCGCUGCGUGACAUCUCUGACAACAAUCAACUCAGUCCAUUCUUCGCUGUGUCGACUAGCAAAGAUGACAAGGUCAAUGUGUCCAUAUUCAAAAUUAGGGAAAGUGGCCUUGGCAUGGCUUCAAGGAGUCUCUACUUGUCAAACUCCAGUUCCUCUGUAUCCACAGCCUAUCAGCGUUUCAUGAGCAACUUUGCGAAUGCCCUAAGUGAUGAUGGUGCUACACAACUGCAGCUGCAAUCGGACUUGGCCGAUGUCUACCGAUUUGAGGUUGAACUAGCAAAUAUCACUACACCAAGUGCUGACCUACGUGAUCCUAUGGGCGUCUAUAAUAAGAGAACACUGAGAAAUGUCUCGACUAUUCUUACCACGAUUGACUGGGUAGUGCUGCUACAGACCCUGUACCCUGACUCAGCCGGCAGUAUCAAUCUGGACACGGAAGUAAUCUUGGAUUCACCCGAGUACUAUUCUCAGCUGUCACAGCUCAUCAUGUCCACUCCUCAAAGGACUCUCGGCAACUACAUUUCGUGGUUGGUUGCCAGGACAACAGCACCAUUGCUGUCUCAGCCCUUGCGAACUGCGUACGAUGGGUAUAAGAAAGCACUGAAAGGAGUGACAGGCAUACCGAGAAACCUGUACUGCUUGAAACUUGUUGACCAGAGCAUGCCUCUUGCUGUUGGGCGCUUGUUCAUCGAUGAUGUGUUUGAUUCUUCCUCUGUCAAGAAGGGCAGCGACCUCAUGAGCAGCAUUAUACAGGCUUUCAAAUCCAAUCUACCCAAUGUCAAAUGGAUGGACAGUGCCACACAAGCAGUGGCUGCAGAGAAGGCUGAUGCAAUCCUGUACCAGAUUGGAUACUCUGUUGAGUAUGCGAAUCGCUCAGCAAUAGAAUCUCUUUAUUCUCAGCUCAAUGUCUCCACUAGGAGCCUUUUCACUGACAUUAUGGCCGCAUGGCGAUUGGAAAGGAGUCGGACCGGCAGCCUUUAUGUAACAGGCAAACCAGUGUCUCGAAAAUACUGGGACAUGCGGCCCACACAGGCCAACGCCUUCUAUGAACCCACACUGAAUGUCAUUGGCAUCCCUGGAGGAAUUCUAGGACGACCUUUUUUUGACCAGCAAGCACCAGCGGCAUUCAACUAUGGAGCCAUUGGAACCGUCAUGGGGCAUGAACUGUCGCACGGAUUCGACGACCAAGGGAGACACUAUGACAAGAAUGGCAGCCUGCGGCAGUGGUGGUCUGCGACUGCUUCUUUGGCAUUCAAUGAACAUGCUGACUGCAUUGUCAAGCAGUAUGACAACUACACGGUCCUUAAUUCACAUCUGAAAGGCAAGCUGGCCCUCGGUGAAAAUAUUGCUGACAUCGGAGGAUUGAAAAUCGCAUACAAGGCAUACAGAGAGUACGUGCAGCAACAUGGCGAUGACUUACCCCUAUCAGGACUGGAGCACUUGACUGGUGACCAGCUGUAUUUCCUCUCCCAUGCCCAGUAUCAGUGUUCCAAAGCAACACGCGAGGAACUGCUCCGGCGACUUCAAGCAGACGUCCACUCCCCACUAAAAUGGAGGGUGAUGGGUCCAAGCAUGGAUAUGCCUGAAUAUGCCAAGGCAUUCAAUUGCACUGCUGGCAGCAAGAUGAACCCUGAACAGCGGUGUACGAUUUGGUGAACUGACCAGAGACAAUGUGUGAGUGGGUACCAAGUACCUCAUCCAACAGCUGAUUCACAACUGUGAGAUCAUGCGGAUCAGCCUUGACAGAAUGGUUUCAGCCCGCUCUAAAAACUUUGCUUCGUACCUAUUUUCUGCACACUAUUUCUGUAUCAGCCCGCAGAAGUCUCCAAGCAUACAUGCCAGAUGAUAUUCUUUUUGACCAGCAUGAAAUUUCGGUCUACUCUGACCUAUCCGUGACCAUGCUUCCUGAUUCAAGUUGACCAUAAUAUGUAUGACCUCACCACAAACCACCGCAGAACUGAAGACCAUUGCCUUCUCCUCAGUUCUCCUUCAAUUCCGUCCUCCUGUGUACUUGAGUCACUGAGGCUUAUGUAAGUGUUGACUGCUUGCCGCAUGAUGCUGGCAGAACAGCACCAAACACGGACACUAUGGUAGAUGAAGCUAUACAAUCAUGCUUACUGCAUGCUCCAGCUGCUGAUCAUCUCAGAUAUUUUCCACCUCUGCAAGCCUCAGGCAUUUCUCUCACUGGCCACUAAAUUGAUGAUUUUGAAGCGUGCCCCAAUUUGAUCUACCCGCCGAUGAUCAUCAGGCAGGCUGUAUAUUUCCAUGGCUGCACUCCGCCAGUCCCUGUCAUACUGCGGGUGGCCGCCUUGGCCUUGGCCGUAACCCUAACUACCCGGCAAUUACUGGUAAUUGUGAACAUAACUGAUUUUUCAGUGCUGAUUAUCCCCAGUACUAUCUGGCAGGACUGUUGAGUACCCGGUUGGGUUGAAUGAUUACUUGAAUCUAAAACAGA